GGGAGGAGAACGUGGCUACUUUCCGAGGCUCCGAGUACCUGUGCUACGACCUGUCUCAGAACCCGAUCCAGAGCAGCAGUGAUGAAAUCACCCUCUCCUUUAAGACCUGGCAACGGAAUGGGCUCAUCCUGCACACGGGCAAGUCGGCCGACUAUGUCAACCUGGCUCUGAAGGAUGGCGCGGUCUCCUUGGUCAUUAACCUGGGGUCCGGGGCCUUUGAGGCCAUCGUGGAGCCAGUGAAUGGAAAAUUCAACGACAACGCCUGGCAUGAUGUCAAAGUCACGCGUAACCUCCGGCAGCACUCAGGCAUCGGACACGCUAUGGUGACGAUCUCUGUGGAUGGCAUCCUUACCACGACGGGCUACACUCAAGAGGACUACACCAUGCUGGGCUCGGAUGACUUCUUCUACGUGGGAGGAAGCCCAAGUACCGCUGACUUGCCAGGCUCACCAGUUAGCAACAACUUCAUGGGCUGCCUUAAAGAGGUUGUUUAUAAGAAUAAUGACAUCCGUCUGGAGCUGUCUCGCCUGGCCCGGAUCGGGGACACCAAGAUGAAAAUCUAUGGUGAAGUUGUAUUCAAGUGUGAGAAUGUGGCCACGCUGGACCCCAUCAACUUCGAAACCCCAGAGGCGUACAUCAGUUUGCCCAAAUGGAACACCAAACGCAUGGGUUCCAUCUCCUUUGACUUUCGCACCACUGAGCCCAAUGGCCUGAUUCUCUUCACUCAUGGCAAGCCCCAAGAGAGGAAGGACACUCGGAGCCAGAAGAACACCAAGGUGGACUUCUUUGCUGUCGAACUCCUCGAUGGCAACCUAUACCUGCUGCUUGACAUGGGCUCAGGCACCAUCAAAGUCAAGGCCACUCAGAAGAAAGCCAAUGAUGGGGAAUGGUACCACGUGGACAUUCAGCGAGAUGGCAGAUCAGGUACCAUAUCAGUGAACAGCAGGCGCACGCCAUUCACCGCCAGCGGGGAGAGUGAGAUCCUGGACCUGGAGGGGGACAUGUAUCUGGGCGGGCUACCAGAGAACCGUGCCGGCCUCAUCCUCCCCACUGAGCUCUGGACUGCCAUGCUCAACUACGGCUACGUGGGCUGCAUCCGUGACCUGUUCAUUGACGGGCGCAGCAAGAACAUUCGACAGCUGGCGGAGAUGCAGAACGCUGCGGGCGUCAAGUCCUCCUGUUCGCGGAUGAGCGCCAAGCAGUGCGAUAGCUACCCCUGCAAGAACAACGCGGUGUGCAAGGACGGCUGGAACCGCUUCAUCUGCGACUGCACGGGCACUGGCUACUGGGGAAGGACCUGUGAAAGGGAGGCGUCUAUCUUGAGCUACGAUGGCAGCAUGUACAUGAAGAUCAUCAUGCCCAUGGUCAUGCACACCGAGGCAGAAGAUGUCUCCUUCCGCUUCAUGUCCCAGCGAGCUUAUGGGCUGCUGGUGGCUACUACCUCCAGGGACUCUGCGGACACCCUGCGUUUGGAGCUGGAUGGGGGGCGUGUCAAGCUCAUGGUUAACUUAGACUGUAUCAGGAUAAACUGUAACUCCAGCAAAGGACCCGAGACCCUGUACGCGGGGCAGAAGCUCAAUGACAACGAAUGGCACACCGUCCGGGUGGUGCGGAGAGGAAAAAGCCUUAAGUUAACUGUGGACGAUGAUGUGGCUGAAGGUACGAUGGUGGGGGACCAUACCCGCUUGGAAUUCCACAAUAUUGAGACCGGAAUCAUGACAGAGAAACGUUACAUCUCCGUCGUCCCGUCCAGUUUCAUUGGCCACUUACAGAGCCUCAUGUUCAAUGGCCUGCUCUACAUUGACCUGUGCAAAAAUGGCGACAUCGAUUACUGCGAACUGAAGGCUCGUUUUGGACUGAGGAACAUUAUCGCUGACCCCGUCACCUUCAAGACCAAGAGCAGCUACCUGAGCCUGGCCACGCUCCAGGCCUAUACCUCCAUGCACCUCUUCUUCCAGUUCAAGACCACCUCAGCUGACGGCUUCAUUCUUUUCAACAGCGGCGACGGCAAUGACUUCAUUGCAGUUGAGCUGGUCAAGGGGUACAUACACUACGUGUUUGACCUUGGGAAUGGUCCCAACGUGAUCAAAGGCAACAGUGACCGCCCCCUGAAUGACAACCAGUGGCACAAUGUCGUCAUCACCCGGGACAACAGUAACACCCACAGCCUGAAAGUGGACACUAAGGUGGUCACUCAGGUUAUCAACGGGGCCAAAAAUCUGGAUUUGAAAGGUGACCUCUACAUGGCGGGUCUGGCCCAAGGCAUGUAUAGCAACCUUCCCAAGCUGGUGGCUUCCCGGGAUGGCUUCCAGGGCUGUCUGGCAUCUGUGGAUUUGAACGGGCGUCUGCCAGACCUUAUCAACGAUGCCCUCCAUCGGAGUGGACAGAUCGAGCGUGGCUGCGAAGGACCAAGUACCACCUGCCAGGAAGAUUCAUGUGCCAACCAGGGGGUCUGCAUGCAGCAGUGGGAAGGCUUCACCUGCGACUGCUCAAUGACGUCAUAUUCCGGAAACCAGUGCAAUGAUCCUGGCGCUACGUACAUCUUUGGGAAAAGCGGAGGCCUCAUCCUCUACACUUGGCCGGCCAAUGAUCGGCCCAGCACGCGUUCGGACCGCCUGGCCGUGGGCUUCAGCACCACCGUGAAGGAUGGCAUCUUGGUGCGCAUCGACAGUGCCCCGGGCCUCGGCGACUUCCUCCAGCUUCACAUAGAACAGGGGAAAAUUGGAGUUGUCUUCAAUAUUGGCACCGUUGACAUCUCCAUCAAGGAGGAGAGAACCCCCGUCAAUGAUGGUAAAUAUCACGUGGUGCGCUUCACCAGGAACGGCGGCAACGCCACACUCCAGGUGGACAACUGGCCGGUGAAUGAGCAUUACCCCACAGGCAACACUGAUAAUGAACGCUUCCAAAUGGUAAAACAGAAAAUCCCCUUCAAAUAUAACCGGCCCGUAGAGGAGUGGCUGCAGGAAAAAGGCCGGCAGUUAACCAUCUUCAACACCCAGGCGCAAAUAGCCAUUGGUGGGAAAGACAAAGGACGUCUCUUCCAAGGCCAGCUCUCUGGGCUCUAUUAUGAUGGUUUGAAAGUACUGAACAUGGCAGCUGAGAACAACCCCAAUAUUAAAAUCAAUGGAAGCGUCCGGCUGGUGGGAGAAGUCCCGUCAAUCUUGGGUACAACACAGACAACCUCCAUGCCACCAGAAAUGUCUACCACUGUCAUGGAAACCACCACUACAAUGGCUACUACCACAACCCGCAAAAAUCGCUCGACAGCAAGCAUUCAGCCAACAUCAGAUGACCUUGUUUCAUCUGCUGAAUGUUCAAGCGAUGACGAAGACUUCAUUGAAUGUGAGCCAAGUACAGGUAGGUUAGAUAAGAGUCUUUCCACUUCAAUCUUCGAAGGUGGCUACAAAGCACAUGCGCCCAAGUGGGAAUCCAAGGACUUUAGACCUAACAAAGUCUCCGAAACUAGUAGGACUACUACCACAUCUUUGUCCCCUGAGCUGAUCCGCUUCACAGCUUCCUCCUCGUCUGGGAUGGUGCCCAAAUUGCCAGCUGGCAAAAUGAAUAACCGUGAUCUCAAACCCCAGCCUGAUAUAGUCUUGCCUCCGUUGCCCACUGCCUAUGAGCUAGACAGCACCAAACUGAAGAGCCCACUAAUUACUUCCCCCAUGUUCCGUAAUGUGCCCACAGCAAACCCCACGGAGCCGGGAGUCAGACGGGUUCCGGGGGCCUCAGAGGUGAUCCGGGAGUCGAGCAGUACAACAGGGAUGGUCGUCGGCAUUGUGGCUGCUGCUGCCCUCUGCAUCUUGAUCCUCCUGUAUGCCAUGUACAAGUACAGGAACAGGGACGAGGGGUCCUAUCAAGUGGACGAGACGCGGAACUACAUCAGCAACUCGGCCCAGAGCAAUGGCACGCUCAUCAAAGAGAAGCAGCAGAGCUCAAAGAGCGGCCACAAGAAACAGAAAAACAAGGACAAGGAGUAUUACGUGUAAAAAUGACACCGCUCACAGUCACGUGAAUUUAUGACACAGAAUUAUUUCUAUAUACAUCUAUAAAUACUUGGAAAAUGAACUUCACAGAUGUCAGAACUGUGAUUACUAUGAGAUGGGGUGUACCAUGACUACGGUGGGGAAAACCAUUUUUAAAAGGACGCACACAAAGAUGUACCUACCUAUAAAAUUCAGCCAUGGCUGCUUUGAUUCAGUCAUUGCUCGGAGACAGAACAUUCUCUCUGCCCUGCUGUAUCAUAAAGCACACACUCUGCGCUCUGGAGCAAGCCGAUGGCUCCCCCACUUUCGCGGACUUGGAAGCUUCCUUCUCUUGAGGACUUUUCACCCAAGGUAGAAGACUUCAUGGCUUACUUGUUCCAUAACUCCAAGUGAGUCUGUAAUGAUGUUUGUGAAGCUUGACUGUAACGAUGUUUUUUCUUUUCUUUUGGUUUAAUUAUGUAAAAA
Lontra canadensis (Northern American river otter) is the source of this 4451-nucleotide messenger RNA. Its product is annotated as neurexin-3-beta. The transcript is spliced from 18 exons. Lineage: Eukaryota; Metazoa; Chordata; Mammalia; Carnivora; Mustelidae. Bases 321 to 3989 code for a protein of 1222 amino acids. The record is from RefSeq and is a predicted model, not a curated record.